Daktulosphaira vitifoliae (grape phylloxera) is the source of this 1462-nucleotide messenger RNA. Its product is annotated as dehydrogenase/reductase SDR family member 7. The transcript has 8 exons. NCBI's taxonomy places the organism in Eukaryota, Metazoa, Arthropoda, Insecta, Hemiptera, Phylloxeridae. Gene Ontology annotation, molecular function: oxidoreductase activity. Bases 317 to 1345 code for a protein of 342 amino acids. The record is from RefSeq and is a predicted model, not a curated record.
UGAUCCAUUUGUGUAAAAUUACUAAUGGAUGGGCGUUAAUUAUUUAUUUAUCAGGUCUUCCUAAAUUACCUUGAAAUGCCUAACAUGUAGUGAUAUUGAUAAUAUAAAAACCAUCCACAUUUUUGCUGUGACAAUAUAUAUUAAUAAAUAAUAUAUAAUAUUCUAUGUAUGAAAUCAUUCUUAAUUUUCUUAUAACAUAAGUUAUUUUAAUUCAGUUUAUAGUUUAUCGUUUGCUAGAGUUUUUUAUAAUAUAAAUUAUAUUAAUGUAUUGCCUAUAAAACAUUUUUAUUUCGACUUUUUAUUUAAAUACAACACUAUGAGUUUCUUAAGUUUGAUAGGAUUUUUUUUUGUGAUAAAAUUUUUUAUGUAUUUCAUUUUAUUUUUUACUGGUGACUCUGAUUUUGAACUGUGGUGGUACAACAUGUUUAGCAAUAAGCUCGCUCAUGCUUACACAAGAGAUGAUGGGAAAAUCUACAUAGUUUAUCACAAUGAUACAUUAAAAGGUAAAGUGGUUUGGAUAACUGGUGCUUCAAGUGGUAUUGGAGAACAUAUUGCACUUCAAUUAUCUAAAUCUGGAUCUAAACUCAUAUUAUCUGCUAGAAAUAAAGAAAAAUUACUUCAAGUAAAAAAUCAUUGUUUAGAAAUCAGUGGUGGAAAAUUAAGUGCUAAUGACAUACUUGUAUUACCAAUGGAUGUCACCAAUGUUUCAAAACAUGUUUCUUGGUUUGAUAGUGUCAUAAAUCAUUUUGGAAAACUUGAUAUUCUAAUUAAUAAUGCUGGACGCUCUCAAAGGGCUAAAUGGGAAGAUAUAGAACUUAGUGUUGAUCGUGAAGCAUUUGAUCUUAAUGUUUUUGCUGCUAUUAAUUUAUCAAGAAUUGCUGUAAGAUAUUUUAAUCAAAUUGGUAGUGGUCAACUUGUUGCAACUUCUAGUGUUGCUGGAAUUGUACCUCCUCCAUUUUCUGCUACUUAUAAUGCUACCAAACAUGCAUUACAUGGAUAUUUUGGAGCUUUACAACGAGAAAAGGUUCACAGUAAUAUUUAUGUUACACUUUUAUGUCCAGGACCUGUUUUUUCAAAUUUUCUUAAAGAAAGUUUUACAGCUCAUCCCGGAGAAAAAUUUGGGUUGUCUCAUUCACCAACUGAUAAUAGAAUGAGUGCUGAACGGUGUGCACGUUUAUCUUGUAUAGCUAUUGCCAACAAAUUAAAAGAAUCUUGGAUAGGGAAAUUUCCAAUCAUACCUUUACUUUACUUGAGUGUUUAUUACCCAAUACUUUCAAACAAGUUGUAUGAGCUUUAUGGUUAUAAAAUAAUACAAAAAAUACGAGACAACCAACCUGCAGUUUAAUAUUAUAAUAUUGGAAAAAACAUCAAGAAAACAUAUUUAUUAUUUAAAUUUUUUAUUAUAAAUUAUCGAACAAAAGUAUUCUUUAUAUAAAAAAAUUAGACCUGAUUUAUAUUAGUA